Molecule: messenger RNA, 1179 nt
Organism: Fraxinus pennsylvanica
Lineage: Eukaryota; Viridiplantae; Streptophyta; Magnoliopsida; Lamiales; Oleaceae
Source: the annotation of a GenBank genome assembly
AUGGUGCGGACGUCAUUCGUCGAGAUCCAAUCAGAUUCUCAUUUCCCUAUUCAGAACCUUCCGUACGGUUUGUUCAAGCCCGAACCCGAUUCGGAGCCCAGGCAUGGUGUCGCAGUUGGAAAAUAUGUAUUGGACCUCUCUGUAAUAGCCUCCGCCGGUCUUUUCGAUGGUCCGGUUCUUAAAAACUCCGAUUGUUUCAACAAGCUUAAUCUUAACAAGUUUGUGGGAUUGGGACGACCUGCAUGGAAGGAAGCUCGUGCAACAUUGCAAAAGCUAUUGUCAGCCACAGAACCUACACUACGUGAUAACCCGAGUUUAAGGCAGAAAGUGCUCGUGCCUAUGGUCAAGGUCCAAAUGCUUCUUCCUGUUAUGAUAGGCGAUUAUACAGAUUUCUCUGCUUCGAUGCAUCAUGCAAAGAACUGUGGUCCCCUGCCAGAAAUCCUUAGAUGGUUUCAUAUCAUGAUUUCUGCUACUUCUGUGUCUCCAGAGGACAAGGCCACCCAACUGGAAAUUCUCCACCCUAUUUUGGACCUUCUCGCUGCUGUGGUUGGCCCUGGGAAUGAAUUGGGGAAGCCUGUAGAUGUUAAUGAGGCUGCAGAUCAUAUAUUGGGACUUGUUUUUAUGAAUGACUGGAGUGCAAGAGAUAUUCAGGCAUGGGAAUAUGUGCCUCUUGGUCCUUUUCUUGGCAAGAUUUUUGAUGCUCUCGAACCAUUUGUUUCUGAUUCUCCAAAGAAGAAUCCUCCACCCUUUCCUUAUCUUGCUGAAAAGAUAUCCAAAAACUACUACAUCUCCUUGCAGGUAUCUGUUAAACCUGCCGGCGAAGAAAAUACGUGCAUCGUCACAAGAAGCAACUUCAAGCACUUAUAUUGGACUAUCACUCAGCAACUCGCACACCAUACCAUCAAUUGUUGCAACUUAAGGCCUGGUGACCUCCUUGGGACUGGGGCCAUCAGUGGACCUGAACCAGAAUCCUAUGGAUGCUUGCUUGCUAGAGUUAACCUGGAAUGGACAAAAACCUUUACCUUUAGGUGGAUCAACUCGGUACAUUUCUGGAAGAUGGAGACGAAGUUACUUUUACUGGCUGUUGCAAGGGGGAUGGUUACCUUGUUGGCUUGGAACCUUCUCGGGAAAGAUUCUCCCAUCGCCAUCUUGAAAACCCAUUGUUGCUGGUUUGGAUGA